Messenger RNA from Colletotrichum truncatum, 2922 nucleotides. NCBI's taxonomy places the organism in Eukaryota, Fungi, Ascomycota, Sordariomycetes, Glomerellales, Glomerellaceae. The record is from RefSeq and is a predicted model, not a curated record.
AUGCGUAUAUUCUCAGUGCUUCCAGAACGCCGACAGCAAAGGCAGUUCAAUGGGUCGUUCACGAACGUCUCUGCACCGAAACUUGGUGCCGUCGCUAUCAAAUCUGCGCUCGAGAAGUCCAAGGUUCCCGUUUCCAAGAUUUCCGACGUCUACAUGGGCAAUGUACUGCAAGGAUCAGUCGGACAGGCACCGGCUCGCCAGGCUUUGAUCUUUGCUGGUCUUCCAUCAAAUGUUGAGGCCAUCACCAUCAACAAGGUGUGCGCAUCAGGCCUGAAGGCUGUUGUUUUUGCCGCGCAAAACAUACAGCUGGGUUUGGCAGACGCCCAGAUCGCCGGAGGCAUGGAGAACAUGACCAGAGUGCCAUACUACGUGCCCCGUUCUUCCAGCCUACCCCCCUUUGGACACGUCAAGAUGGAAGAUGGUCUGAUCAAGGACGGCCUGACUGAUGUCUAUGACCAGUUCCACAUGGGCAACUGCGCCGAGAACACGGCCAAGAAGUACGAGAUCACCCGUGAGAUGCAAGACAAGUACGCCAUCCAGUCCUACGAGCGCGCUCAGGCUGCGUGGAAGGCAAAGGCUUUCGCCGAGGAAAUUGCACCUGUUACCGUCCCGGGCAAGAAGGGCGAUACUGUUAUCGAGGCGGAUGAAGGAUACCUUGAUGUGAAGUUUGACAAAGUUCCCACCCUUAAACCUGCUUUCGUGCGUGACGGUACGGGUACAGUCACCGCCGCCAACUCAUCUACGUUGAAUGACGGUGCCAGCGCCCUGGUUUUGGGAAGUAAGGAGAUUGCGCAACAAUAUGGAUCUGGUUCCCGGGUUCUGGCCAAGAUUUGCGGCUCGGCUGAUGCUGCGGUUGACCCUGUGGACUUCCCGAUUGCCCCAGCUAAGGCGGUUCCCAUUGCACUCGAGAGAGCGGGCAUCACCAAGGAUCAAGUGGCCGUUUGGGAGUUCAACGAGGCGUUCGCUGCUGUAAUUAAGGCCAACGAGAAGAUCCUCGGACUGGAAGGUGCUCGCGUCAACCCGCUUGGAGGUGCCAUCUCCCUUGGCCAUGCCCUCGGAAGCUCUGGAUCGAGAAUUCUUGUUACACUGCUGCACCAGCUGAAGCCCGGAGAGUACGGCGUUGCUGCGAUCUGCAACGGAGGUGGUGCAGCUACCGCCGUGGUUGUGCAGCGCAUUGAACACGGCAUCCUCAUCGGGUGCUGGCGGGGCAAAGCCAGCCUCUUCCCCAGCGCCACACCCCUGCUCCCGCUCACCGAAGAACCCACCUCUAUCUUACCUCAACCUUCACCUUCAGGUCUCAUCGAAUAUCAUAGCUCUCACUGGCUCACACCAUCCGUCCGCAACCUCCACUGUCGCAUACGCUCUUUUGUGCGCGCUCAAAACAGCGACGAGCUUCGCAACUGGCUUCUCGUUGAGCCCAACGCCAGCCAGCAGUACCAUCAGCUCGCGGCCGAGUUACGCACUCAGUUCCGCUCCGGCAGUGGCAUUGAAAACACGAUUGAGAAAUGUCUCCCUGAGGAGGACGAUGUACCCGAGGGUCAGGGUUCGCCCUGGCCGGGAUUUGUAACCUUCAUGAAGGACUACAUGGUUUUUUGGCGCGACGUCGAUUAUGACGAUUUGCUCGGCGCACAUACCUUGCUUAGCGGACUCGUCAAUACCGCCUUCGCCCAUCCGACGUACGGCGGCAUGCUUCUCAAGACAGCAAUGUCCCUUUGCGAGUCACUCUCACGCCUCACAAUGAUGCUUAGUCGCCGCCCCGAUCUCACCAGCAAGAUUCGCAAUGUGGACGCCGACGACCGUAAGUCCAUCGCUGAAACCUCGGCCGAAAUCAUCCAAAAGAUUUUCACCACCUGCCUCACGGACCGCUCCAGUGCCCGCUACAGCAAGCCUGAAGGAAAGAAAGUAGGCGUCUACAUGUUUGCCAACCUCGUCUUGAAGCUUCUUUUUGCCUGCCGAAGAACGCAUCUCGCAAAGCAAAUCUUCACAAACAUCUCCACCAACUCGCCUCCCUUAUCACUUUACCCAGCUUCCCAGCGUGUCACAUUCCUCUACUACCUAGGCCGCUUCAACCUCGCAAACUGCCACUUCCUCCGUGCCGCGCUCUGCCUUGAGGAAGCCUACCUCCAGAUCCCUCCCGCCUUACAAUCCCACCGUUCCCUGGUGCUAAGCUAUCUCAUCCCCUGCAACCUCUUACUCGGUCGCCUUCCAUCUCAACUACUACUAUCCCGCCCGGAAUCCGCCUCCCUGGCACCCAUCUUUCAUCCCCUGGCACAAGCAAUUCGGAAGGGGGACUUCGUCUUGCUACAGAAUGCUCUCGCCCAGCAUGAGAAGUGGCUUUUCGACAAGGGGCUGUUACUGGUGUUAACACAUCGCCUUCGCCCCCUCCUCUGGCGCUCACUAUCCCGCAAGACCUUCCUCCUGACAUACUCCCCUGGACCAGAUGACACCAACCCCGCCGCCGCAGCAGCAGCCCCCUCCCGUCGUGCAGCGACACUAGAUUUGACCGACCUACACACGGCAGCAACCUACCUCCAGCGCAGACUGGAAGGCUACAUCCCCUCCACAAAGCACCAGAGACCUUCGAACGCGACGCCGGCCUUCAUCAAAGCGGUAUCGCACGACGCGGCAUCGACCCUCGUGCCUCCACCCGGGGGCCCCAAGAAGCUGCGCCCGAACGAGGGGUUGGUGUGGGGCAAUAGCCCCGUGGAGAUGGACGACGUUGAGAUGAACGUUGCCGUGCUGAUCCAGCUUGGGUUCAUGCAUGGAUACAUUGCCCACUCCCAGGGUCGUUUUGCGGUUAUGGGAGCGACGAAGAAGAGCCCGCUGCUCGCGGGGUGGCCGACUCCAUGGACUGCUAUCAGGGAGAGGCAGUAUGAAGAAGACAUUGAUCUGGACCAUGUACCUGGGUGGGUGAAGGGUUGA